AUGAAUAGCGAUGACGAAUGCCCGGAGCUGAUCUCGGCCCGCGUGCCGGUGACCGUCCUCACAGGGUUUCUCGGCAGCGGCAAGACGACGCUGUUGCACUACAUCCUGUCGGCGGAUCAUAAAAUGCGUAUCGCCGUGAUUGUGAACGAGUUUGAGUUCGGAAAGACCAUCGAGAAGGGUCUGACGCUGAAGAGCUCCGAGAAGCCGGACGAUGAGUGGCUGGAGUUGAACAAUGGGUGCAUGUGUUGCACCGCCCAGACGCAGACGGUCAAGGCCCUCGAGUCGCUAAUGGAGCGCAGAGGCACGUUCGAUUUAAUUCUUGUGGAGACCUCCGGGCUUGCGGACCCUGGGCCGAUCGCGGCGAUGUUCUGGCAGGAUCUGCCGCUCUGCGGCCACCUUUACCUGUCUGGCAUCGUGACCCUGGUCGACGCGGUAAACAUUUGCAAGUACCUGCACGACGAAGACGUGAUGCAGGAGGCGGAGCGGCAGAUUCUGAUGGCGGACAAGGUGGUGCUCAACAAAUGCGACAUUGCCACUGAAGCCCAGCAAAAAGAGGCUCUCGCAGCGGUGCGGGAGAUCAACCCUGUGGCCACCGUCAUCCCGAGCGAUCACUCGCGCGUGCCCAACCUGCGGGACAUUCUGUUUAUUGACACCACCCGCGCGGCAACCGAGCUGGUGCAUCUUCACGAACACCAUCACUCCUCCAUCACUGCGGUGUCACUGGAGUUCUUUGAAGAAGAGCGCGCCCUCGCCGUCAGCUCGUACCGCGACGUGCACGCCAUCGGCACUGACCUCCUCUACCGUUGCGGGGAGUACAACUUUGAGGUGGUGCGCUGCAAGGCCGCGAUAUGGUGCUGCGAGGAUGGACAAUACAGUCUCCUGCAACUCCAGAGCAUUGGUGACCUCUUUGACGUGACACCAAUGGUGGGGCAGAGUGUGCCAUUCGGCUGCACACGCGCGUUGGUGCUCGGCAAGAAACUAGACGAGGAGAAGCUGCGGGACAUCUUUGCCAAGUAUCUGAAGGCGACCAAGUAG
Leishmania mexicana MHOM/GT/2001/U1103 is the source of this 1035-nucleotide messenger RNA. RefSeq lists its product as hypothetical. Gene Ontology annotation, cellular component: cytoplasm. The transcript has a single exon. The coding region runs from base 1 to 1035 and encodes 344 amino acids. Lineage: Eukaryota; Euglenozoa; Kinetoplastea; Trypanosomatida; Trypanosomatidae. The record is from RefSeq and is a predicted model, not a curated record.